Molecule: messenger RNA, 948 nt
Organism: Exophiala mesophila
Lineage: Eukaryota; Fungi; Ascomycota; Eurotiomycetes; Chaetothyriales; Herpotrichiellaceae
Exons: 4
Coding region: 1-948 (315 amino acids)
Source: RefSeq, a predicted model, not a curated record
AUGCUGUCGUCUCUGUUGGCCGUUGGCCUCUGCGCCUCUUCUGUUGUGGCACAUAACUUGAUCCAGAUCAAUUAUCCUCUUGGGCAAUGGGACACUGAUGAGGAUGAUCAACACGACGGUGAAUUCUGUGGUGGAGCUGACCCUGGGAACGCAAGGCCUUGGUUAGGGGAUGAUACCUUCAUUUCUCUCACUGGAGAUGCGGGUGACUCGGUCACUGUUCUCUUUACAACCUCCAGCUUCACUUCAAACAACACCGACGCCUUUGAUGACUUCAUCAGGAGUCCAGCCGAUUUCAAUGUCACAUUGAUCGAGAAUGCCACCUUGCCAGAAUCCGGAAAUCUGUGCAUUGACACAGUUCUGCCCUCGCUGACGGAAGGAUCCAUUGGCUUUCUCUAUGUUGCGACAAACACCAAUCUGUCCGCAUGUGCUACCGUGCAAUACUUGGCUGAGUCUGCCGAAGGUGUGCAGGUACCAGGAUCCAACCUCACGUACCGCGACUAUUAUUGUUCCAACUCGACCACCCUUCCAGUAGUAGACGAGGUUUGCGAUUGUCACUGCCAUGGUGCCGACGAACAUUGUGAAGGCAACUGUUCUCCCUCUCAACUUGAUGAUGCUCGUGCAGAGUGCAUGGCUGACCACGAUGACGAUGACGAUCAUGACGAUCAUGACCACGACGAUCAUGAGGAAGAGUGUGAUUGUCACUGUCAUGGUGACGAAGAACACUGUUCCGGUGAUUGUACACAGGCUCAGCUCACCAAUGCUAGAGCCGAGUGCAGCGCUGCAGCUGGAGGCUCCACUGCUACCUCAGGAUCAGGGUCCACAACGGCCUCUGGGACGGGUGCAGCAGCUACGGCGACGGACAAUGGCGCGAUUGGCGCGAUUGUAGUCGGGCAAACAAGUAAAGCUGUUGGUAUCAUCGCACUCGUAUAUGCCUUCAUGAUGGUAUAA